CGCAAGAGUCAACCAGUGAGAGUACUGAGCACCGCAAAGACAGAGUCCAGCUCCUUUUCACCCCGACUGGCUCACAGAACACCUCGCGUGGUAUUCUGAACCUACCAGGCCCCUCAGUCCUUGGCAGGCAGGCCCCAGCCAUGGGUGCCUCGGGUAUAUUUCGCCUUCCUGCCCCCCUGGCCAGGAUAUGCGCCCUGCCAUGGGCCUGCCGGCUUGCGGAGAGGCCAGCACUGCUGUCCCCAGGAACGGGAGUCCCUCCAGUCCAGGUGGUGGGCAAGAAGGAUCACCCCACCCUGCUGUCCCUGGACGAGAGUGACCUUGAAGAGCAGUUUGUGAAAGGACAUGGCCCAGGGGGCCAGGCGACCAACAAAACCAGCAACUGCGUGGUGCUGAAGCACGUGCCCUCGGGCCUGGUCGUCAAGUGCCAUCAGACGCGAUCCGUCGAUCAGAACCGAAAGCUGGCUCGGAGGAUCCUACAGGAAAAGGUGGACCUUUUCUACAACGGCGAGAACAGCCUCGCUCACAGACAAAGGCGAGACGCGGAGAGGAAGAAGCGAGAGAGGACGAAGCGCGCAAAGGAAACCCUGGAGAAGAAGCGGCUGCUGAAGGCACUCUGGGGGUCGGGCGGGCACACCGGGGGCGGGGACAGCGGGGCCUGA
Molecule: messenger RNA, 659 nt
Organism: Miniopterus natalensis
Lineage: Eukaryota; Metazoa; Chordata; Mammalia; Chiroptera; Miniopteridae
Source: RefSeq, a predicted model, not a curated record